Molecule: messenger RNA, 1806 nt
Organism: Lodderomyces elongisporus
Lineage: Eukaryota; Fungi; Ascomycota; Pichiomycetes; Serinales; Debaryomycetaceae
Gene: VPS23
Product: ubiquitin-binding ESCRT-I subunit protein
Exons: 1
Coding region: 1-1806 (601 amino acids)
Biological process (GO): protein transport; endosome to lysosome transport; protein modification process
Cellular component (GO): ESCRT I complex
Molecular function (GO): ubiquitin binding
Source: RefSeq, a predicted model, not a curated record
AUGCCACCACCCCAACAUCACUUUGUAUCACAGCCGUUGCCACAACUGGUGACGAACUGGCUAUACAAUGUGAUCCAGCCGCUGUACAAACAUAAAGAGAUUGUCUACCAGCAUGUUUACCAGUUCCUACAAGCCCACUUGAAAAAAAAUCUCGAUUUUCGAAUUAGAACCAAAGUCUAUACUAGCGAGAAAACUGGAAGGCCUGACUUACUCAUUAACUUGUUUGGAACAAUAAUAGUUAAUGAUGUAAUUGGCGUCCCCAUUGAAAUAUGGGUGCCUUUCACAUACCCUUACGGAGAAGAAGAUGGUGCGCCAUUUGUUUACAUUGUUCCCGAGCAUUCAAAACUGUGGUUCUUGAGAGCAAACAACAAUGUGGAUUCACAAGGACGAUUCUACCAUCCUUAUUUAUCCAAUUGGCACAGCAGAGGAUAUAGCGGGGAUAACACCUCCAGUACACCAAGUUUACUAAAUUUGCUUGAUACAGUGAUAUACCCCAGUAUUUUGGAGGACCCUCCAAUUACAAACCUGCCCCCAACAACAUUUGCUUCACAAGAGAACUAUCAAACCUGUUCCUUGCCUCCAUUACCUCCAUUACCUCCAAAGCCACCAAAACUACCAAAACUACCAGAACUGACAAGACUGACAAGACUGAUAAAUCUGAUAAAUCUGACAAAAGUUAGUCAUCAAAAUGGUGGAUUUAAUCAAAGCUUUGGUGAUCCAAAUCUACUGCAGUUUGCCGCAUCUUCUUUAUCUGCUGGUUCUUCUCCCUCUCGUUUAACCUCGCCAUUGCCUGCAUUAUCUUCACCCUCAAUUAUCAGACAAUCAACAGGACCUCCGCUUCCAGCAAAACCUCCAAAAGUUAUUUCCCCUACAACUGCUUCUCCUCAAAUUAUGUCACCACAAUCCAGUGGGAUUAAUGGUGCUAAGCACCCCAUACCUUCGCGGUAUCUGGCGCCACUACCGCCUCCACAAUCACCCCCACUUAAUAUUAAUAAUAAUAAUAAUAAUAAUAAUAGUAAUAGUAAUAUUAAUAAUGAUACACACAUCAAACAGUACACAGACAUGGACACAACGCUACACCUGCAACAGCUGCAUUACCCGUUGAAGAGCUCAAAUAAUCGAAACGACUCGCGUGUCUCUGAAAUGAUGCAGCAUCUUUCAAUUGAGAACCAAAGAACUGGUUUACUGCUGAUGCGACAGAUUAACGCCUCAGAAAUUGACAUUAUAGAUGAUGUUGAGCAAUCGGCCAAAGUAAAUGAUGAAAGGAAGGCAAGUCUAGAUCGCCUUUCUACUUUAAUUAAUGACUGCUUCCAAAAUGAGCCAUUGCUCAAGGACAUUGCGUACGCAAAUGAAAACGUACGAAAAGCCAACGCGCUAGCUACACAACUACAUCAUCAUUACCUGCAGGCAAUAGAGAAUUCGAAAAACCUUGAUGGGCAUAUUGACUAUUUGUCUGCGCAACUGGCCAGCCUACAAAGUCUCAAUGCAGAAUUAACAGAACUUAACCAAAGAAAUAACACAUUGGAAACUAGUGUAUGCGUAAAGCCUGGUAUAGAAAUACCGUUGGACGACAUAAUCAUUCCUGACCUGGUCUUGGUCAAACAGCUAUAUGAUGUUGUGCUGGAAAUCAAAUCCAUAAAGGAUACCAUGAAUUUAAUGUCAGGUAAUUUCCAUGGAUGUGGCGAGAUCAUCAACGACAAAAAUAUGGAUGCUUGUGUGAAAAUCAUGAGGAAUUUGGGAAGAGACUUGUUUUGGUUGGAGUUGACCAAAAAUGAAAUAGCCAACAUCAUGAAAUUACAAAAGUAG